UGCCGUGUUGUUGUUUUUCAUAUAUUUUGUUUAGGCUUUGGUUUAAGCUCCUAAUAGUUUAAUAACUGGUUGAGACUUCUAUUUAUUUUGGCACCUUUAUUUUAAAUAUCGUAGUCGUAACAUUUACUCUGUUUUAGCUGCUUCAGUUUGUUUAAUUGUAAGUCAGUAUACUGAAAUAGCAACCUGUUAAAAUGGAUAAACCACAAAUAAUUACUCACCUUGAAAAGGGUAUGAACCACACAUUAUAUGAUUGCAAAUGGAUUCCACGCAGUGCUCGUUUUGUGACACUUGGAAGCCACCCCCGUGGUACUGGUGCCAUUAAUGUCUUUGAAAUAAAUCAAAGAGAACUUCAGCUGGUAAAGGAAUGUGAGACCCCUACUUCAUUUAAGUGUGGAACAUUUGCCGCCUCUUCUCUUCAAGCUAGAAACCUUGCAACUGGUGAUUUCAAGGGGAAGUUAUCAGUGUGGGAUCUUGAGAAUAUGAAAUCUACCUUCGAUGUGGAUGCACAUUCUGAAAUUAUCAAUGCAAUUGAUGGGGUUGGGGGUCUGGGAAUUGGGGAGGGGGCACCAGAGCUUGUUACCGGGAGUCGAGAUGGGGCUGUAAAAGUUUGGGAUGUACGGCAAAAAGAUGCUCCUGUUGCUUGUAUGGUGCCUGAGGAGGGAGAGGGUAAGAGAGACUGCUGGUCAGUUGCGUUUGGUGAUGCGUACAACUCAGAGGAAAGAUGUGUAUGUGCGGGGUACGACAACGGUGAUGUGAAAAUGUUUGAUCUUCGUACAAUGUCUUUAAAAUGGGAGACAAACGUUAAAAAUGGUGUUUGCUGUGUGGAGUUCGAUAGAAAAGACAUUCCAAAGAACAAGCUUGUUGUAAGUUCAUUGGAAGGAAAGUUUAAAGUGUUUGAUGUUCGUACCCAACAUCCAAAAUCUGGUUUUGCAUCUCUUAGCGAAAAUGCUCACAAAUCGACAGUCUGGUUGGUACGCCAUCUUCCACAAAAUCGUGACUUGUUCAUGACCACCGGAGGGUCAGGGUCGCUCUCACUUUGGAAGUAUGAAUACCCACCCAAGCGUGUCAAAGAAGAAGAUGGGGUUUCCAAAGGGGUGAUUGGCUCACUUCAGUAUUUACAGAACUCCACCAUCUCCACACAACCAGUGUGUGGUUUAGAUUGGAGUCCAGAUAAACUUGGAUUGUGUGUUACAGUUUCUUUUGAUCAAGCACUGAGGGUGCUUAUUGUUACGAAAUUAAACAGAGUUUAAAUUUUACAAUUGUAUGUAGAACUUUUGAAAGUAUAACAUGCUGUAUUUUAAAUGUUAUUUUUAUACUUUAAUUUGCAAAACUAGCGAACUCCGCAUUAUGCAAAUCAUUUCAAAACUUUUGUUAAAACCGGUAAAACAACUGAUAAUUUUGUAAUAACUCAGACUUACAGUGCUGCUAUUGGCUGUUUGUGAAAGUUCAGUUUGUUUACAAUUUUUGUAAUAAUUUGAUAUCUGUUGCCUUACCAUUCAUAAAAAUGAAUUUAAUACCUUGGCUCACUGUUUUUGUAGUACUAGUGUUUUUAUGUUGUUUAAUAAACUGAUAAUGAAUUUAAAGUUG
Molecule: messenger RNA, 1587 nt
Organism: Ciona intestinalis (vase tunicate)
Lineage: Eukaryota; Metazoa; Chordata; Ascidiacea; Phlebobranchia; Cionidae
Product: dynein axonemal assembly factor 10
Molecular function (GO): protein binding
Source: RefSeq, a predicted model, not a curated record